Molecule: messenger RNA, 933 nt
Organism: Sus scrofa (pig)
Lineage: Eukaryota; Metazoa; Chordata; Mammalia; Artiodactyla; Suidae
Source: RefSeq, a predicted model, not a curated record
AUGGAAGCAAAAAAUGCAACAGAACUGACAGAGUUUGUUCUCACAGGAUUUAAGUAUCAGUCAGAGUGGCAAAUCCCCCUGUUCCUGCUCUUCUUGAUAAUAUACCUCAUCACUCUCCUUGGAAACCUUGGUCUGAUUGCCCUCAUCUGCAAUGACCCUCACCUUCAUAUCCCCAUGUACUUAUUCCUUGGGAACUUGGCCUUUGUGGAUACUUGGUUAUCAUCCACAGUGACCCCCAACAUGCUGGUCAACUUCUUUGCCAAGAGCAAAAUGAUCUCUUUCUCUGAACGUGUUGUACAAUUUUUUUUUUCCUUUGCAAUCUGUGUAACCACGGAAUGUUUUCUGUUGGCAACUAUGGCAUAUGAUCGCUACGUGGCCAUAUGCAAACCAUUACUGUAUCCAGUGAUUAUGACCAAUAGACUAUGUAUGUGGCUGUUAGUUCUACCUUUUUUAGGUGGCCUUUUCCAUGCCACAUUUCAUAAUGCUUUUUUAUUCAGGUUAACGUUUUGUGAUUCUAUCAUCAUACAUCACUUUUACUGUGACAUUAUACCACUGUUUAAGAUUUCCUGUACUGACCCUUCCAUUAACUAUCUGAUGGUAUUCAUCUUCCCUGGGAUAAUACAGGCAUUCACUAUUUCCAUUGUUCUUGUCUCUUAUACAUUUGUUUUCUUUACAGUCUUAAAAAAGAGGUCUCUACAAGGUAUAAGGAAGGCCUUCUCCACCUGUGGAGCCCACCUCCUAUCUGUGUCUUUAUACUAUGGGCCUCUUCUCUUCAUGUAUAUGCUGCCUGGAUCUGCACAAAAAAAUGGUCGAGAUAUGAUGGACUCUCUAUUUUACACUGUCAUAAUUCCUUUCUUAAAUCCAAUUAUCUAUAGCCUGAGAAACAAGAAAGUCAUAGAUUCCCUGACAAAAAUGUUAAAGAGAAAUGUUUAG